Electrophorus electricus (electric eel) is the source of this 2670-nucleotide messenger RNA. RefSeq names its product cyclin-dependent kinase 15 (gene cdk15). Gene Ontology annotation, biological process: protein phosphorylation. Gene Ontology annotation, cellular component: nucleus; cytosol; cytoplasm. NCBI's taxonomy places the organism in Eukaryota, Metazoa, Chordata, Actinopteri, Gymnotiformes, Gymnotidae. The record is from RefSeq and is a predicted model, not a curated record. Gene Ontology annotation, molecular function: cyclin-dependent protein serine/threonine kinase activity; ATP binding; cyclin binding.
CAGAAGGGAAGGCGAGAGAGAGAAAGAGCAAAAAAGAAAGAGGGAGAGAGUUUAAAGAAGGAUAAGACAAAAGAAGCACAACUUGUCGGGAGCUGUUUGUAGGACAAGGUGAAUUUUUCAACAUGAGGAAUCACUGAUCAGAUCUGGAGACGCAUCCAAAAUGUCUGGGCUAUAGUGGGAUCCCACAGUUACACCACCAUCAGGUUCUUCCAGGUCCAGCCAAAGCAGACAGCAUGCAGAACAUCAGACAUGCAGCCAGUGAAGCCUUCCAGCGCCUGGGCCUGAAGCAAAGACACCUGGGCUAUCAGGAGCUGGGGGAUUUGGAUGCCAUGGAGACUCCAGCGCUUCACUGGUUCCACACUCUGCAGGUGCGCAGACUCCGAGUGCAGAGGGGGCGGAGCAACAGCGACCCGCUGGGCGGCAAGAGCUUCCAGCAGGAUAUCCAGUGGAACACAGGUCUGCAGUUUGGGACAGCCACUUCAUACCUGAACCUGGAGAAACUCGGUGAGGGUGCAUACGCCACAGUGUACAAAGGAAUCAGCAGGAUAAAUGGAAAUUUGGUGGCACUGAAGGUGAUUCGAAUGAAGACUGAGGAAGGUGUUCCAUUUAAUGCCAUCAGAGAGGCCUCCCUGUUAAAAGGUCUAAAGCACGCCAACAUUGUUCUGCUGCAUGACAUCAUCCACACGCGCGAGUCUCUCACCUUUGUCUUCGAGUAUGUGCAAACAGACCUGGCCCAGUACAUGAUACAGCACCCUGGAGGACUGAACCCGUACAAUGUUCGGAUCUUUAUGUUCCAGCUGUUGCGAGGUUUAUCGUACAUCCACAGUAGAAGGAUCUUGCACAGAGAUAUCAAACCUCAGAACCUGCUCAUCAGCUACGUGGGAGAGCUCAAACUGGCCGACUUUGGCCUGGCACGGUCCAAGUCCAUUCCAUGCCAAACGUAUUCAACAGAAGUCGCGACCCUGUGGUACAGACCACCCGAUGUCCUGCUGGGAUCCACCGAUUACUCAACAGCACUGGACAUCUGGGGAGCUGGCUGCAUUUUCGUUGAGAUGCUGCAGGGGGCGCCAGCAUUCCCCGGCGUGGCCGAUGUUUUUGAGCAAUUGAUUAAGAUUUGGACAGUUCUCGGAGUGCCCACAGAAGAUAGCUGGCCAGGAGUGUGUGAGCUGCCAAACUACAAACCAGAAUGGUUCCUGCCGUGCAAAGCCCAGCAGUUCCGAGAUGUCUGGAAAAGAUUCGCACAGCUACCCUAUAAGACGGAAGACCUGGCCCAGCAGAUGUUAAUGAUGAUCCCCAAAGAAAGGAUUGUGGCCCAGGAUGCAAUGCAGCAUCCGUACUUCAGCACUCUCCCACCCCCUAUCAUGCAGCUGCGAGACACUGUAUCGGUCUUUAAGGUGCCUGGUGUGAGGUUAGAGACGGAAGCAAGGGAUAUCUUCAAUCCCAGCAGACGAAUUAAAUCCUCUCUCGUUCCUCUGGGCAAGUGCUGGUGAUACGCCUCCAUUGGCCUAUAUUACCCACACGGGAAAAACCUUUACACAGCAUGGCUGUCUGUUGAGUCGUGUGUUCUGUUUGUCAUAGACCCCAGGUUACCAGGAACAGCUGUGACUGUUAUUAUUUUAAGAGUAUGCGUCUUUCGACGACUUUCCAAACCACACCCUAUUGUAUAUGACAUUGUUUUCAGCUGCAUUCGGAGGGACAGUGUGGAGAGUGUGGUGUGGUCCAAGCAGCGUUACUGCAGGCUGUGCUGCUGAAAUCCACAGAUGACUUCACAUAAACUGCACUUUUGAUACAGUAUGAAACUAUGAAACUAUACAGUAUGAUGUCAUCAAAAUAUUCCUCCGAUAAUUCAGUGAAUGUGAUGAGAGAGAAAGAGAGAGAGAGAGAGAGUGUGAGUGCUUUCAUAUGUGCAGGCCAAUGUGGGGAAUGUUACAGCAAAUGUUAUGGCCAUAUGUGAACAAGUGCUGGAGUCAAUCCCAGAUACUCCCAGAGAGGGGGAGCAAGAACAAGAGGAAGAAAGAGAACAAUAUUCAGUGUUCUCUCAAAUUGUUUUUGGAUGUUUGACAAAAUUAUUCUUUUUUGUUAAUUUUGUAUGUUUUAAAAAUCACCUCACAUCUUGUGAACAUCUCAUCAAAUGGGUACUAUUUCCAGUGUUUAGCACUGUUCUGAAAAGUGCAAGUGGUGCCACACUGAUUCGGUACAGCAGUGAUCUAAAGUUUUUUGGGUUUUUUUUACAAAUAUUUAUGUACAGACCAACUCUGUUGAAGUGUAUAGUAGUUGCAAUAAAACAGGAUCUUUUCCUCAUAUGGGUAUCGCCUCUGAAAGACUUGCAGUCAAAGCAGGCUUUGAAAUCCUCACGGUGGAGGGAGAAGAGUCUGUUUGAUCAGCGACGGACGACUGUUUGUUGAUACUGGUGCGAGCGAAUUCAAGUGCAGGAGGAGAAGCGUAAGGUCGCGGCCCAGUCAGGGCAAGCUGGGAUUUCUAAGGCUAAAUGGCCCAGCAAUUGAUAAGAGGAAGAAGCCAUUGCUCCAUCUACAUACACAGGAGACCUGAAUCAUCAGGUGAUUUCAUAUCCGUCCAGGUGUGUAACACGUGAGCUCAGAUCACAGCUGGUGUGUCUGUGUGUUGGAAAAUCUGUUGUUCAUCGGGUUCGAAAUAAAUAUCUCCACUAGA